This is a messenger RNA of Lodderomyces jiufengensis, 1119 nucleotides long. RefSeq names its product ubiquinol--cytochrome-c reductase subunit 2 (gene QCR2). Lineage: Eukaryota; Fungi; Ascomycota; Pichiomycetes; Serinales; Debaryomycetaceae. Bases 1 to 1119 code for a protein of 372 amino acids. The record is from RefSeq and is a predicted model, not a curated record. The transcript has a single exon. Gene Ontology annotation, cellular component: mitochondrion. Gene Ontology annotation, molecular function: metal ion binding.
AUGUUGUCUCGUUCUUCAAUUCGUGCUUACAGCACCAUACCUAAUGCCAUCAAAAUUACAGCAAAAGAUUCAGUCAACGAAUUGACUAAAUUAGCAGUUGUAAUUGAUAAUGCAGGUGCUAAAAACGGUAAACUUGGUACAUCACAUUUAUUAUCUAAAUUUGCAUUUUUAAGUAAUGGAAAUAAAUCAGCUUUACGUUUUACAAGAGAAUCAGAAUUAUUGGGUGGAGAUUUUUCAGCAAAACCAACAAGAGAUGGUUUAGUUUUAGAAACUAAAUUCUUAAAACAAGAUUUACCAUAUUAUGUUGAAGAAUUAGGAAAUGUUUUAUCAAAUACAAGAUAUACUCGUCAUGAGUUUGAAGAAGUUGUGUUACCAGCUGCCAAAUAUGAAGCUCAAUAUGCUCAUUCAAAUUCACAUUUUGCAGGUGUAGAUAAAUUACAUGAAAUUACUUUUAGAAAAGGUUUAGGUAAUCCAUUAUAUUAUAACGAAUCAACUCCAAUUGAAGUAGACGAAUUAGCUCAAUUUGCUCAAGAUCAUUUUACUGGGGAAAAUAUAACUAUACAUUCAGAAGGUGCAGAUGAAGCUGAUUUAACUAAAUUUGUUGAAGAAUCAGCUUUCUGUUAUUUACCAAAAGGUACAAAAGAUGCCACUGUUCCAACUACAUUUUAUAAAAAUCAAGAAGCUAGAAUACCAGCUACUGGUGCAUCAACAGCAUUGAUUGGUAUUCCAGUUAAACCAGCUGAUUUUGGUAAAUAUUUAACAUUAGCAGCAGCAAUUGGUACACAUAAAUUACCAACUAUAGUUGGUCCAUUAUCUAAGAUUCCAGGUGCUACAUCACAAUUACAUAAACAUAAAGAAGCUGGUUUGUUUGUUAUAUCAGUAACUGGUAAAGCAAGUGAAGUAGCUGAAGGUAUUAAACAAGCUAAAAAAGUUGCUGAUUCAGUUUCUUCAACUGAUUUACAAAAUUCAGUUAAAUAUGCAGAAUUAUCUGUUGCAUUACAAUCUUCAUUAUCAAAACCAUUAGACAUUAAAGUUCAAGCCUCCUCAGCUCCAAUAAAAGAUUUCAACUACGUUGCAGUUGGUGAUUUAAAUGUAUUACCUUUUGCUUCUGAUUUGUAA